Molecule: messenger RNA, 1728 nt
Organism: Aspergillus lentulus
Lineage: Eukaryota; Fungi; Ascomycota; Eurotiomycetes; Eurotiales; Aspergillaceae
Product: alpha-keto acid decarboxylase family protein
Cellular component (GO): cytosol; nucleus
Molecular function (GO): pyruvate decarboxylase activity; magnesium ion binding; thiamine pyrophosphate binding
Source: RefSeq, a predicted model, not a curated record
AUGGAAGGCGACACUCUACCGCUCGCGCAAUACCUCUUCAAACGUCUGCGUCAAUUGGGUGUAGACUCUAUAUUUGGUGUACCUGGUGACUACAAUCUGACCCUUCUGGAUCACGUGGUACCCUCGGGACUCAACUGGGUUGGGAAUUGCAAUGAGCUUAAUGCAGGGUAUGCUGCGGAUGGAUACUCCCGGAUCAAAGGUAUCGGUGCGCUCGUGACCACCUUUGGCGUGGGCGAAUUAUCCGCCGUCAACGCCAUCGCAGGCGCCUAUGCAGAGAGAGCUCCAGUCGUACACAUUGUUGGGACUCCCAUGCGCGCUUCGCAGGAGUCGCGCGCAAUGAUCCAUCAUACCUUUAUUGAUGGCGAAUACCAACGGUUCGACCGCAUGCAGGAACAUGUCACGGUAGCGCAAGUCAGUCUGAGUGAUCACCGCACGGCGCCUGCCGAGAUCGACAGAAUCCUGCUGCAGUGUCUGCUGCAUAGUCGACCGGUGCGCAUUACUAUCCCCGUUGACAUGGUCCCCGUGCUUGUCCCCACUGCGGGGUUGGCGUCCAAGCUCGAGAUCCCGCCUCCCGUGCGCCAGCCCCAGGUGGAGGAGGCGGCCCUGACUGCUGUGUUGGAGAGGAUCUAUAACGCGAAGAAGCCCAUGAUUCUGGUUGACGGAGAGACAAGAGCUUUUGGUACUGUUAAUGAAGUGAAUCAAUUUGUCAAGACGACGGGCUGGCCUACGUUUACAUCCGGCUUCGGCAAGGGGCUGGUCGACGAGACUCUACCCAACGUCUACGGAGUGUAUAGACCGGCUCACAAGGAGUUUGUCGACUCUUGUGACCUGGUCCUGGCUUUUGGACCACACUUUAGCAACACCAACACCUACAUCUUCUUGGUGAGACCGCAGGACGAGACGAGUGUUCUACUCAAUCCAACCUCCGUUCAAGUCAAUAAAGACAUUUACCGAGAUCUCCCAGUCAGUUAUUUCAUCCAGCAGCUCACACAACGACUGGACACAUCUAAGGUCCCCGCGCACAAGCAUAAUCUGAUCCACCCCACGGCCCAAGUACUCCCCGAAGUACCUCCUACCGACCUCGUCACACAGACUGCAGGCUUCUGGAGACGGCUGUCGCCCUUCUUUCGCUCUGGUGACAUCGUCCUCGGUGAAACGGGAACGCCAGGCUACGGCGCCAACGACUUUAUCCUCCCCCCGCAGACUCGUCUCUUCAAGCCAGUCACCUGGUUGUCCAUUGGAUACAUGCUCCCGGCUACGCUGGGGGCGAGCUAUGCGCAGCGUGAUCUGAUUUCGCGAAACGAGUACCACAACAUCUCCACCGCCCGAACAAUCCUCUUCAUCGGCGACGGCAGCUUCCAAAUGACCGUUCAAGAGCUGAGUACUAUCAUCCACCACAAACUCAACGUUAUUGUCUUCUUAAUCAAUAAUGAUGGCUAUACAAUCGAGCGGUGCAUCCAUGGCCGGAACCAGGCGUACAACGAUGUCGCCCGGUGGCGGUACCUCAAGGCCCCGGAGCUAUUCGGCGCGGAUCAAGAGGGCGAGUACGCGGCGCGGACAUGGGAGAUUCGCACAUGGGCGGAUUGCGAAGCCGUGCUGAAGGACGACCAGCUGGUGAAUGGUAAAGGCCUGCGGAUGGUGGAGGUGUUUAUGGACAAAUUUGACGCGCCGGAUGUGUUGAUGAAUUUGCUGAAUGCGCAGAUUGCGAGGGACAAUGCGCAGAAAUAA